AACAUGAAGAACUGUAAAUACAAAUUUUAGUGAUCAUUGAAACAUAACAUUUUUAAUUCAUAAAAAUGAAUACGUUCCCUUUGAAUAUGAGUAGCCGACCAGCGAAUCCAAAGGGUGCGUUGAAUGGUGGUGCGUGGAAAACACUGUGCUCUAUGUUUUACCACAUGUUUGUAUUAACAUGUCAGAAUUGAAAACUACUAUCUCAGAAGAAAUUACUUUGUCUUCGAAAGGAUAUAAAUUACAAAAAUUUUUAGGCGAAGGCGCCUAUGCUAAGGUAUAUUUAGCAGAAUACACUUCAAAGGAUGAAAAACACAAGGCUAUACUUGCUUGCAAGAUCAUAGAAACUUCGAAAGCGCCAAGAGAUUUUGUUGUGAAGUUUUUGCCACGUGAGAUCGACGUGCUCAUUCGCUUGAGUCACCCACAUCUUAUAAAUGUGCAUAGUAUAUUUCAAAGAAAAACGAAGUAUUUUAUUUUUAUGAGAUUUUCUGAAAACGGCGAUUUGUUAGGUUACGUCUUGAAGAACGGCUGCGUUUCUGAGAAUCAGUCGAGAGUGUGGUUUCGACAACUUGCACUAGGUUUACAAUACCUCCACGAGUUGGAAAUAGCGCACCGUGACAUCAAAUGUGAGAACAUCCUAUUGACAGCCAACUACAACGUGAAACUUUCUGAUUUUGGUUUCUCACGAUUUUGUCUCGACGAUACCGACACCCUUGCUCUAAGUGAGACUUACUGCGGUUCGAUGUCAUAUGCAGCACCUGAAAUUCUGCGUGGUAAACCUUACAUGCCUAAACCGACAGACCUAUGGUCUUUGGGGGUGGUGUUAUUUGUGAUGCUAAAUAAGUGUAUGCCAUUUGACGACACGCAAAUGCGUAAAUUAUACGAGCAGCAGAUGGGAAAGAAAUACAGAUUCAGGUCUAGAGUAAGCAGUGCUGUCUCAAGCGAGUGUAAGUCUGUCGUGAAACAUCUAUUGGAGCCCGAUCCAGGACUACGCCACUCCGCCCAACAGCUUUGAAUGCAGUAGAAGCAUCGGCACUCAAACGAGCCAAAGAGGAACAUCGACGAAACUCC
Spodoptera litura is the source of this 1068-nucleotide messenger RNA. The record is from RefSeq and is a predicted model, not a curated record. Lineage: Eukaryota; Metazoa; Arthropoda; Insecta; Lepidoptera; Noctuidae.